AAAGUUUGUUUGUUCGCGGAAUGCAGUGUGUGAUGAAAACGUGUCAGUAACCUUGUUCGGUAAUAAUCAAAUUAAUCUGAUCUGGAUAUUCAAUACAUAUUGUGGACUUCCGAAACUGACAGUGCCAUUACGCACGAAGCUCCUUUUCUCGAACCGAUUUUUUUGCGCUGCUGGCUUGCUUGAAGCUUUAACGAGUAUCGGUGUUCAACAUACAAGAUGUGAAUUUCAACGAUCCUCAUGCAAAUCUAAAAGGAGGCUAUGCAGAGCAACAGCGACCCGAGUUGUGGAAAGAUAGUCUACUUGUGUAAAUAGUGCGACUCCGCCGUGAAAGCCUCUUCAGUUUGACUUUAUAUUAAACUGAUCGGCUUGAUUGCUACUUGAUCAAUAGGAAAGAUACGGUUCUACGCAUGGACUCAAGACUGACAUUCCAGUAGUAGCCAAGAUAAGCUUUAGGUGGCUACCAGCUGGUUGCUAAGAAGGGUUAAAUUGUAUCUAAAGGGAGUUUGGAAACCCAGCCUUUCUUCCACACGGAUCAACUCAUUGGGUGGGAGCUGAGAGAGAGACAAGAGUCCCCAGCAAAUCAGGAGCUAAUUGAUUAAAGAGACUUCAUUUGAAUAGGGGGCUGGCGAGGUGCCAAUCGCCUUUCAAAGAACCACCGUAUGAUUAAUCGCAGAGCAUUAUUGAUAAUCAUAACAGGGCACAUGCGCGGUGGAUGGGCUCGAUUUCCGUAAUUUUGAGCUGAUUUUUUAGUAAUUUUUUAUUCUUUCCUGGCUGAUGUGUGAGCCAGCAUGUCGCGGAGGAAACAAGCGAAGCCGCAACAUUUCCAAUCGGACCCUCAUCUGGCCUUAUCCGAACACAAUGGGGACACAGAGCCGUGCUCAGAAGACCCCCCCUGUAAGGAGUCAGAUGCCCACGUCUGUAACAGAUGUUGCGCUGAGUUCUUUGAACUAUCAGAUCUUGAACAACACCAGAAGAAUUGCACUAAGAAUCAAUUAGUUCUGAUAGUGAAUGAAAAUCCCGCCUCUCCCGCCUCUCCCUCCGGAACCUUCUCGCCUGGCUCCCCUCCCAAUAAUCCUGAUGAGCAGAUGAAUGAUACGAUUAAUAACACUGAUCAAGCUGACUGCAGCGACCUUUUGGAGCAAAACACUCUCGACAAAGAAGAAUCUAUGGACCUGGACGUAUCUGGGAUCACCAAUGGUCAUGAAGAUGGAAACAGACAUGUGGAGGGUAGCAGUCCUAUAAACACAGGCAGGGGAAGCUCUGGACCCACAAUGGGCACUUCUGCCAUCUCUGCCCCUCUACCUCAGCUUGGAAACCUGACAGAACUGGGAAACUUCUCCAUGAUCAACAGCAACGUCAUCAUUGAAAACUUGCAGAGCACCAAAGUGGCUGUGGCCCAGUUUUCCCAGGAGACGCGCCCAUCUGGACCAGCAGGACCGAGGGUGGCUGUGCCAGCCCUGAUGGAGCAGCUACUGGCCCUCCAACAACAACAGAUCCACCAACUGCAGCUCAUUGAACAGAUCCGCCACCAGAUAUUGCUCCUGGCUUCUCAGUCCCCAGAAAUGCAGGUGCCCCCCAGCACUACUCCAGGCAAGUUGGGACCCUCUGCCAGCCCACUGACCACACUAAGCUCCCAUCUCUCCCAGCAGCUGGCUGCAGCCGCAGGCCUAGCACAGAGCCUCGCUAGUCAGUCAGCCAGCAUCAGCAGCCUGAAGCAGCUGGCUGCAGCGGCGCAGCUACCUCAGCCCAACCCCAGCAGCAGUGAAUCAUCUCAGAGCAUUAGCACACUGGGGCCGUCAGCAGUCAAUGCCCAGUCAUCUGACAAGAGGCCAGGCCACACGGGCAGCCUCCACUCUCAAUUCACCAACUCUUCACUAGCUAAGUCAUCCACACCAGCCUUUGGGAUAGGUAGCCUGUUGAACUCUGCAACAAAUCCACUUCUACCUCAGCCCCCAACUGGCAACCCACCGUUCUCCAACUCUCUGCCCAGUGUUGGUACCACAGUGGAGGACCUUAACUCUCUAGCUGCCCUGGCCCAGAGGAAAGGCAAGCCCCCAAACGUCACUUCAUUUGAAACCAAGAGCAACUCAGAGGAGGCUUUCUUCAAGCAUAAGUGCAGGUUUUGUGCCAAGGUGUUUGGGAGUGACAGUGCCUUGCAGAUCCACCUGCGUUCUCACACUGGUGAGAGGCCGUAUAAGUGUAACAUCUGUGGAAACCGCUUCUCCACCCGUGGCAACCUAAAGGUCCAUUUCCAACGUCAUAAAGAGAAGUAUCCACACAUUCAGAUGAACCCAUACCCUGUUCCAGAGCAUUUAGAUAAUAUUCCGACCAGCACUGGCAUUCCAUAUGGCAUGUCAAUGCCACCUGAGAAACCUGUCACAAGCUGGCUAGACAGCAAACCGGUACUUUCCACUCUGCCGUCGUCAGUAGGCAUGCUCCUCCCACCCACCAUGCCCAACCUGCCGUCUUUCAUCAAAAAAGAGGAUAAUUCUGUAGCUAUAACCAGCCCCCCAAGCUCAGCUAAGAGUGACUCAGGUACCGCCGAGCUGUCAAUGAAAAUCAACGAUGGCGUGUCUGAAGAAGGUGAAGGAGCAACCCUGCCUACCUCAAACGGGAAAACUGAAGAGGGCAGCCACUCCUCAAGCUUUUUGAAACAUGUGAGGUCUGCCUCUGACAGCAAUGCUGAGUAUACAACAUCUAAUAGCCCUCCCAUGAUGACAAACCCUCUCAUGCCCCUCAUGUCCGAGCAGUUUAGGGCUAAGUUCCCCUUUGGGGGCCUCCUAGAUCCCCUCCAGGGCUCUGAGACCUCCAAGCUGCAGCAGCUCGUGGAAAACAUUGACAGGAAAGUGACAGACCCAAACGAAUGUGUCAUCUGUCACCGAAUACUCAGCUGCCAGAGUGCUCUGAAAAUGCAUUACCGCACUCACACUGGAGAGAGGCCUUUCAAAUGCAAAGUGUGUGGUCGAGCUUUCACCACGAAGGGAAACCUCAAGACUCACUACAGCGUCCAUCGGGCCAUGCCACCACUUAGGGUCCAGCACUCUUGUCCCAUCUGCCAGAAAAAGUUCACCAAUGCGGUGGUUCUCCAGCAACACAUCCGAAUGCACAUGGGGGGACAGAUCCCCAACACCCCACUGCCUGACAGCUACCCUGAGUCCAUGGGCUCUGACACAGGGUCAUUCGAUGAGAGAAACUUUGAUGACCUGGACAAUUUUUCUGACGACGACGACAUGGAAGGGAUGGAGGGGUUGGAGGACUGCCCAGAUAGCAGCGUUCCAGACACCCCCAGAUCGGCUGACGCCCAUCAGGACAGUCUUGGUAACUCUCCCACACCACAUGACACAUAUGGCCAGGAUGGACAGGAGAACAACACCCAACAAAACUCCCAAAUGAAUGCCCAUCAACGGCUGAUGGAGGAGCUCCAUGCCAGUAGAAUGAAGGCCAUGGGGAAUGGCAUGAUGGAAGGGGAUUGCUUCACCAACGACGACUCUUCCAUGGGGGGGGACAACGAGAGCCAAAGUGUUGGAAGUCCAGCUGUUUCUGAAUCUACCUCUUCCAUGCAUGCACCAUCUCCCACCAGUGGGCAGCCACAUCAGCGAAAAUCCCCCAGCUUAGAUGAGAGAAACCAUAGGGCCAUGUCCCUGGAGCAGAUCAGUGCAAACCUCAUGCACUCGCACCCCUCCAGCAUCGGAGCGCUGGAUCUGACAUCGGUCAACCCUUCUAAGGAUCCCCUGGGCAUGCUGUUCCCCUUCCGUGAGCGCAGCACCUUCAAGAACACGGCCUGUGACAUCUGUGGGAAGACGUUUGCUUGUCAGAGUGCCUUGGACAUUCACUACCGAAGCCAUACCAAAGAGAGACCGUUCAUUUGCACAGCCUGUAACCGGGGCUUCUCCACCAAGGGAAACCUCAAGCAACACAUGCUCACCCACCAGAUGAGAGACCUACCCUCCCAGCUCUUUGAGCCUUCGAACACCUGCCUGUCCUCCAGCCCCACCCCCUCCCUGCUCUCCAUGGGCUCCUUGUCCUCCAUGAUAAAGUCAGAGGUCAAUGGCUUUCUCCAUGGCCUCCACCAAGAUUGCAAGGACAGCAUGCCUCCUGGCUUGGUCACAUCUUCGGCCUCCACAUCUCCUGUGCUCUCAGCCGCCCCCCCUCGUAGGACACCCAAGCAGCACUACUGCAACACCUGUGGGAAGACGUUCUCCUCCUCCAGUGCGUUGCAGAUCCAUGAGAGGACCCACACUGGAGAAAAGCCUUUUGCUUGUACCAUCUGUGGCCGAGCUUUCACCACCAAAGGAAAUCUCAAGGUUCACAUGGGCACACACAUGUGGAACAGCGCCCCUGCCAGACGUGGCCGCAGGCUCUCUGUCGACGGCCCCAUGGCCUUCCUGGGCACCAAUCCCAUCAAAUUCCCUGAAAUCUUCCAGAAGGACAUGGCGUCGAGGGCAGGAAACGGAGACCCGUCCAGUUUCUGGAACCAGUAUGCAGCAGCCUUCUCCAACGGCUUGGCAAUGAAGACCAAUGAGAUCUCUGUCAUACAGAAUGGAGGCCUCCCUUCCCUGUCUGGCAGUCUGGGGAACGGCGGCAGCUCGCCUGUGGGAGGCCUCACAGGCAGCCUGGACAGGAUGCACAGUACAGAACCCAAUGCCGCUCUGGCUGGCCUGGAGAAAAUGGCCAACACAGAGAAUGGGACCCACUUCCGAUUCACACGUUUUAUGGAGGACAACAAAGAGAUUGCUACCAACUAGAAUGUUUCUCCUUAAUCAGACAGACAGACCAACUCACACACACAAAUAUUGUUCAUGCAUACAUAUUUAGACACACACACACACACACACACACACACACACACACACACACACACACACACACACACACACACACACACACACACACACACACACACACACACACACACACAGGGAAGAGAACAAGACAAAGACAAAAAAUGUACUGCUUUGGCUUGCCAUUGAAACUUUACGAACACAAGUGUGAAGAAAACUUGCUUUUUUGUACAAUGUACAACCUGUUAUAGUUUUAAGGAGCUUAUUUAUUAGUGAUUAUAACCUUGCUCGGAACCAAGUGGAAGCAUUAACAGUUAGUUUCAUUUUCUGUUCUUCAGCCAGAAUGAGUAUGUAUGAGUGCUUAAAAUGUGCUUUUAAAAUUUAGCAUAUCUGGGUAGAUAACUUUACCUUGGCAUUAAGUUAUUUUCUGUGUAUAGGUAUAACAAAACUGUUGAUGUUCAUGUGAUGCAUUAGAUCUGUAAUAAACAAAACAGAAUGGCUGUAAAUAGUGUACACUGAUCUAUAAUAGAUGGUCUAACAGCUGUGUAUUAACGUUCCCCAAGAAAAAGAAAAAAGAAAAAAAGAUUUUUCAGGCAAGGGACUACAAUAUGAAAAUAUAAAAGCCCCUCUUUUAUCAACCCCAAUUUAACUUUAUUUAAGGAAAAAAACAUACAACUGCUGCAUUUCAAGUGUUACUUCUAAGAGUUAAUCUGUUUUGUUUCUGUUGUUCGAUGUAGUGUAGGCUUCCUUUUACUUUUCUUUGACUUCCAUAGUUCCUUUUUCCUUCAUCCUUCUCGUUUCGUUUUUCUUUUGUUAUAAAGUCAACAGACAGUUGUUUGGGGAAUAUCGUCAUUCUGAGAAGCCCACAUCCUGGUUUUAACUGAGAAAGCUAAUCGUAUGGGUGUGAUUCUCCUGUAGGCUAAUUCCUCCGCUGGAUUUCCACAUUGCUGCUAUGUUCUAGCAUCCUCGUUGACAUCAAGUGCAAAUAUGUGUUGAAGCGUCUGUAAAUAAUGUCAGAUGGGGAACUACAAAUUCCAUCACAACAAAAUGUACAUAUAGCUCACAAGACAAAGUCCAUCUUGGCCAGGGGACAAAUGAUAGUGUUUUUAUAAAUAUAUAUAUAUAGGUUUGACAAACCUUCGGACUGUUACAUGCACUUUCUUGGAAAGUUGGAAGAUCUUUAUGGGUCCAGUUUCUCUACACUUUAAUACUUACUAACAACUAAGAUACUGUAAUUCUUUACUCUAAUAAUCAAAUACAUCAGUUUUCCAAAAGAAACAUUGUGUGUGUUUUUGUG
This is a messenger RNA of Osmerus eperlanus (European smelt), 6078 nucleotides long. It is a transcript of the gene sall1a, whose product is annotated as spalt-like transcription factor 1a. Gene Ontology annotation, cellular component: nucleus. Gene Ontology annotation, biological process: regulation of transcription by RNA polymerase II. The coding region runs from base 789 to 4745 and encodes 1318 amino acids. The transcript has 3 exons. NCBI's taxonomy places the organism in Eukaryota, Metazoa, Chordata, Actinopteri, Osmeriformes, Osmeridae. Gene Ontology annotation, molecular function: DNA-binding transcription factor activity, RNA polymerase II-specific; RNA polymerase II cis-regulatory region sequence-specific DNA binding. The record is from RefSeq and is a predicted model, not a curated record.